Messenger RNA from Raphanus sativus (radish), 454 nucleotides. RefSeq lists its product as uncharacterized. The transcript is spliced from 2 exons. Gene Ontology annotation, molecular function: ubiquitin binding. The record is from RefSeq and is a predicted model, not a curated record. Lineage: Eukaryota; Viridiplantae; Streptophyta; Magnoliopsida; Brassicales; Brassicaceae. The annotation marks the transcript as partial. Gene Ontology annotation, biological process: ubiquitin-dependent protein catabolic process via the multivesicular body sorting pathway. Gene Ontology annotation, cellular component: ESCRT I complex.
UAUGAUCAUUGUAUUUGUUCUACCUCUAUUAUUGUUACUGAGGUUGGGUUUCAAUUGCAGGGUGUAGAUCCUGUAGUGAUGAAAUAUGCUGGGCUAAACCGAGAAGCUGUCAACAUCGCUGUUGCAAACUAUGGUGAUAAUCCCACAAAGGUUCAUGAAUUUGCAAAUGGGUUCAGUGCGAUAAGGGAGAUGGGGUUCCCAACGAACGCUGUUGCAGAUGCUCUCUUCAUGUUCGAGAACGACACUGAGAAGGCAUUGUCACAUUUGCUCCAUGGUUCUUCUUGAACUUUUUUUAGACUUUCAAAUUAUCCUCCUUCUAUAGUGUGUAAGUAAAACAUCGAAUAAUGUAAAAGAUUGACAAAAGUAUAAACAUUGUUUUCUUUCACUGUGUAAAUGGAUGUGAUUUGUUUUGGGUGGAGACAAAACUUUGUCAGUAAAGCUAUCUAUUUCACUG